AUGGUGGAGAUAGAGAAGGCUGAUGCGAUGGAACUCUCAAAGCACAUUGAUAAGGCAUUGCAUCAUGCAGGAAAGGCGAUGAGUAUCGCAGAGGAGAUGUGCCAGUCUGGCGAAAUGGGCGAGCGCUACGGCAGCCGUUAUGGCGAUAGGACAUAUUAUGGAGGUUAUCCUCGCAGACCGAUGGGAAUGCGUGAGGAGGAGAUGCCGGAAUAUGAUGAUUAUGGCAACCCUAUGGGUAUGCGCCGUAUGCGUGACAGCAGGGGACGGUACAUACAAGCAUUGGAUUUCUAUGGCGAGAUGCCAAAGGAGAUGAAGAACUACCUGCGCCACAACGGCUGGCACUUCAAUAAAAAGUCAUGUGAGUAUGCGGUAUCCAUGAUGCGCAAGGCCAAUCCUGCAACGGGCAAGACGGAGGCUGUGGAGAAGAUGACAAAGGAGCAGGUGGAGGAGAUGCUCCAACGAAAUAAUGUAAAGUUGGAGAACCUUGUGGGCUAUGACCAUGUAUAUGUUGCGAAUAUGGUCAAAGCGGACUUCUGGAGGUCAUCUGUGGAGGAUGAGAAGCAUAUGGCGCUUAUGGUGAAGGAUAUUGUUGAUGAUGCAGACCAGGCGGACGGAUUCAUCAUGCAUCGGUGGUAUGCAGAUAUGAUAAGGGCGGGCAUGCCUGUUGAGUGGGAGGACAUCGUAUGA
Messenger RNA from Cylicocyclus nassatus, 687 nucleotides. The record is from the annotation of a GenBank genome assembly. NCBI's taxonomy places the organism in Eukaryota, Metazoa, Nematoda, Chromadorea, Rhabditida, Strongylidae.